Molecule: messenger RNA, 659 nt
Organism: Porites lobata
Lineage: Eukaryota; Metazoa; Cnidaria; Anthozoa; Scleractinia; Poritidae
Source: the annotation of a GenBank genome assembly
AUGUUGGUAAAUCUAGACAUCGAUGAUUUCAUAACAGAAACAAUCGGAAGAGCUCAUAGUUUGCUGGUAGAGAUCGAAAGAACUGAGAAUUCUUAUGGAGUUUAUAGCUCGAGCGUGCAACAAGAUGGUAGAUGUGGAAGGCCCUCGUACGUGAGAAGCAAGGGACAGCUCUCAUAUUUAAUUGAACAAGGUUUUAAAUUGCAAGAGAUUGCUACUAUGCUUGAUGUAAGUUGCAGAACAGUUAAGAGAAGAAUGAUGUCAUAUGGACUCAGUGUGUCAGGUACAUACUAUUAUUUAUGAUAAACGAUGGCAAUUACAUUAUACAUGUAUUUGUCUUCAUAUCAAGCGAUUAUUCCACAAUAGCAGUGAAAUCCCCUUUCUGUCCGGUGGUCUUUAUAGGACCAUGGAUAAUAAAGUGUUUUUUUAAAUAAUUAUGAUACUGAUACUGGUAUUGGCAAGAUUUCCAUAUAACCCCAUACAUUUAUUAUGCAUGCAGCAGUCUCGUACUCCUUCAUACAACAAGUUUAUAACAAUAUAGUUAAAACAUGCAUGCACAAUAAAUGAGUGGGGUUAUACGGAAAUCUUACUUAUACUGUCUGAUCAUGCUAGGGACAUACAGUACCAUUGAUGACAAUCAGCCUGAUGAACUUACUAGAUAA